Molecule: messenger RNA, 3312 nt
Organism: Cololabis saira (Pacific saury)
Lineage: Eukaryota; Metazoa; Chordata; Actinopteri; Beloniformes; Belonidae
Product: tyrosine-protein kinase ZAP-70
Exons: 13
Coding region: 222-2051 (609 amino acids)
Biological process (GO): cell surface receptor protein tyrosine kinase signaling pathway; protein phosphorylation; cell differentiation
Cellular component (GO): cytoplasm; extrinsic component of cytoplasmic side of plasma membrane
Molecular function (GO): ATP binding; signaling receptor binding; non-membrane spanning protein tyrosine kinase activity
Source: RefSeq, a predicted model, not a curated record
CUCAUAGUGUGGGGCGCCUGAUGCUCAGUGUUUCAUCCAGGCAUAUUGCUCCUCAGACCUCGUCUGUGUUUUUAAAAAAGAAAUACAACAACACCCUUCUGCUCAGUGGUGUCGGUCCGGGAUAUUGCAACGCAACAGGGAAAAAGGAGAAGAGUUUCCUUCACCACUUCCAUCCAGGACUUCAGGGGCCAGGAACAGUGUAAUUUCUCCCAGGUCUCGCCAUGUCCGUCGACCCGGCGGUCGAGCUGCCGUUCUUCUACGGCAGCAUCAGCCGCUCAGACGCGGAGCAGCACCUGAAGCUGGCGGGGAUGGCCGACGGCCUCUUCCUGCUGCGACAGUGUCUCCGCAGCCUGGGAGGCUACGUCCUGUCGGUGGUGUGGAACCUGGAGUUUCAUCAUUACACCAUAGAGAAGCAGCUCAACGGGACUUUCUGCAUCCCGGGGGGCAAGCCUCACUGUGGGCCGGCAGAGCUCUGCGAGUUUUACAACAAAGAUCCCGACGGCCUGGUGUGCACCCUGAGGAAGCCUUGCUUGCGACCUCCAGAAAUGCAGAUCAAGACCGGCGUGUUCGACAAAAUGAGGGAGAACAUGUUGAGGGAGUACGUGAAGCAGACCUGGAACCUGGAGGGGGAAGAGAUUGAGAAUGCCAUCAUCAGUCAAGCGCCUCAGCUGGAGAAGCUGAUCGCCACCACGGCCCACGAGAAGAUGCCGUGGUAUCACGGUCAGAUCAACCGCCUGGAAGGAGAGCGGCGCCUUUACUGUGGAGCACAACCAGACGGCAAAUUUCUAGUCAGAGACAAAAACGAGCAGGGUUCAUUCGCUCUCUCUUUAGUUUACGGGAAGACGGUUUACCACUAUCAGGUCAUCCAAGACAAAUCAGGGAAGUUAUCUGUGCCAGAAGGAACUAAGUUUGACACAAUCUGGCAGCUGGUUGAGUAUCUGAAGAUGAAACCUGAUGGCCUGGUAACCUCUCUCGGGGAGGCGUGUGUCAACAGCGCAGCAGCUGAGAAAACACCCAGUCUUCCACGUACAAGGGGUGAGGUUCGAGGAAAUGGAUACACACCGCCACCUCGAGCCUUUCCAGGACCCUCGGUGGCAUCUGCCUCUGUGCCUGUAGACCGUGACGUUCUGCCUAUGGACUGCGCUGGAUUCAACCCGUAUCACAACCCAAAUGACAUCAAGAGGUUCAACAUCGAGAGGGAGAAGCUGCUGAUGGAUGAGGUGGAGCUGGGCUCCGGGAACUUUGGCUGCGUGAAGAAGGGAGUCCUCAAGAUGGAAUCUGGUCAUGUAGACGUGGCCGUCAAAGUGCUGAAGAGUGAGAACGAGAAGGGGGUGAGGGAGGAGAUGAUGAGGGAGGCAGAGAUCAUGCACCAGCUGGAUAACCCCUUCAUCGUCCGCAUGCUCGGACUGUGCAACGCCGAGAACCUGAUGCUCGUCAUGGAGAUGGCCGCCGCUGGUCCGCUCAACAAAUUCCUCACCAGCAAUAAGGACACUGUGACUAUGGAGAACAUCGUCAACCUGAUGCACCAGGUGUCGAUGGGGAUGAAGUAUCUCGAGGAGAAGAACUUUGUCCACAGAGACCUGGCGGCUCGCAACGUCCUGCUGGUCACCAAACAGUUUGCCAAAAUCAGCGACUUCGGUCUCUCCAAGGCGCUGGGAGCUGAUGACAACUACUACAAAGCUCGUACCGCAGGUAAGUGGCCGCUGAAGUGGUACGCCCCCGAAUGUAUAAACUACCACAAGUUCUCCAGUAAAAGUGACGUGUGGAGUUUCGGCGUCACCAUGUGGGAGGCGUUUUCCUACGGAGGAAAGCCUUACAAGAAAAUGAAAGGUCCGGAGGUGAUGCGCUUCAUUGAAAACAACAACCGCAUGGACUGUCCAGCAGCAUGUCCAGAGAGAAUGUACACAGUGAUGAAAGAGUGCUGGACAUUCAGUCAUGAGGAGCGGCCUGACUUCAAGAAGGUUGAGGAGUCCAUGAGGUCUUAUCAUUACUCCAUAUCCGCCAAGGCCAAGACUGACGAAACUGCAGCCGCUGCUAAUCCCACCAACUAGACAUGAAAAAAAAAAGGCACAUUCUGUCCCAGAGCCACACAAAGCUUCCUUUCAACCGAUCAUUAAACUACCAAAACAAAGAGUUUUUUAUGAGCAACGCUCGCUGGCCAGCUUUGACUACUGUGGAGAUAGAACUAAACAGGCCUCAUUGUCAAUAAAUGUGCAUUUGAGAAUUGGAUCUCAGCUUUUCAGCUGCGGAGGGAGGUCCGCUGUGGUGGUUUGAAUGUUAAGUAGUCUCACAUUGACGGAUGAACUAAUUCUGUAUUCUUGCUUUGGCUAUAUGUUGCACUGUCCUGCUACCAGCUCACGGCAGUUAAUUGUUUUUAAGCCCAAAAAGUAAUUUAUGAUUUGAGUUAAAUUUCUGUGAAUGUUCUUAACAUAGCAUAGAGUAUCUUUAUUUGAAUUGCUAAAGCAUGAAUGCAUAUGGUGUGUAAGUAAAAACAUCAAUUACUCUUAUACAGAGGCCUGAAGGGCUUGAUUAUAUUUUAAAUGACUAAAAAACUAAAUCUGCAGACUUAUCAAGCAUGUAGCAGUAAAAGAAAUGGUUGUAAGAAAGGAAAAGAACAAAAAAGUAGCAAACAAACAAAGACAAUUCUCAAUAAUAGUCUUAAAUAAACACAUCGAGCAUCAUAGUUCUUAUUUUGAUGAGUUUUUAAGCCCAAACAGUAAUUUAUGAUUUGAGUUAAAUUUCUGUGAAUGUUCUUAACAUAGCAUAGAGUAUAUUUAUUUGAAUUGCUAAAGCAUGAAUGCAUACUAUGUGUAAGUAAAAACAUCAAUUACUCUUAUACAGAGGCCUGAAGGGCUUGACAAUAUUUUAAAUGACUAAAAAACUAAAUCUGCAGACUUAUCAAGCAUGUAGCAGUAAAAGAAAUGGUUGUAAGAAAGGAAAAGAACAAAAAAGUAGCAAACAAACAAAGACAAUUCUCAAUAAUAGUCUUAAAUAAACACAUCAAGCAUCAUAGUUCUUAUUUUGAUGAGAGUUAAGUCAGUUUCUUUAUUUGUAUGCUGUUCUGGGUAAGUAUUUAUUCAUCUGUGGUCUUUGUGUUGAAGUAUGACAGGGUUGCUGCCAGAUUUAUGAGCCAAAAAUCAACAGGGUUUUUUUUCUUUCUUUCAGUAAUUUAAACAUGAUGUAUUGUAGUUCUCUUUGACUAUGUUAUGAAAUUGAUGUUAGUCAGCUUGCGACAGUAUCAGAGGAAGUGUUUCGGUCCUGCCGGGCAACACGGAAGUUGUUAAACUGUUCUUCAAAAUAAAAUAAACUUCU